Messenger RNA from Amoebophrya sp. A120, 4681 nucleotides. The record is from the annotation of a GenBank genome assembly. Lineage: Eukaryota; Dinophyceae; Syndiniales; Amoebophryaceae.
AUGAUGAACUUCUUGGGCUUGUUUCUCCUACUUGUGCGCACGGGGCCGCUUCUCGUCCGUGGAGAAAUACGGUUGCACGAAGGCGACCAGGACGAGUUCAGCGCCGGUGCCUCAGCCUCAGCUUCACCACCAGACCAAACGGAAACGGAAGCCGAUACCGGAAAUACGAAGCCUGCUCAACUACUCCAGCACAGCUGGGAGCUGUCCUUUGCCGGAGACACCCACCCUGCUGUCGCCGGUGAUAACGGUAACGGGGCGGAUCCGGAUGAUGAGGAGCCUGAGAACGCGUUUAGUGUGAUGAUUCCGCGUGACGAUGCGAGCGCGGUGAACUUGACGUCGCGCGCCCUCAUCCUACAUCCUGGCAACAAUUUCGAGGCGCGGGGCGGCAGCGCCUUCAUUGCCCUGCAAAGCUGGUCCUGGUUGGGUGGUUCUGGUUCUGACCUAACCGUUCCUUUCUGGAACCUCCCCACUGACGUGACUUCCUACCUCCGCCAGUGGACCUCCGACCGAAUACGCAAAUUUACGGAGUCAUUACCACGGUUGGGGGAGGACCUCUCGUGGGACAACUUGAAGAAGAUAGGUGCAAAGCCUCAACACAGGACGAAAUUUAUAUUUGAACAAAUCAAGACGCAACUGGGGCGGUCGAUCACAGAACCGAUUCUCAAAAUGAUUAUCGGCGGAGAAUCGACCUUAGAGAACUUUUCACGCGGAACUGCUGAACGUUUUGCCGAACGCUUUCUGCUUGUUCUGAUGCCCCUCGUGGACCCCGACUCGACGGACAAGAUUGAUUCCGUCAGGGAAAUGUUCAAGAGCUAUUUUCUGAAGCCCGGCGGACUAGCGACGUGGUUGCGUCAUUACCUCGAGCAUAGACUACUCCCGAAGAUCAUUCACGGAAUUGAGGAAAGCGUUCUGGGCACGACGUAUGUGUCGAUCAAGCAAGAAGAACGAGGAGCAUCGGAUACGAUAACUACGCGACCAAGCGUAACCGACCCGGACAUAAUUGACCACGAAGCAGAAUUACUAAAAUUACAAAAGAGGGUAGAAGCGAGAGCACGAGGCAACUCAGCCUCAGCCCCGGAGCCAAUGACAGCAGCAGAGCUUCAACAAGAGAAGGAGAAGCGCAGGAAGCUUCGUGCGCGUGCUGAUCGCCAUGUUAAACAUCUGCAGCACUUAGAGCAGGAGACGCCCGAGAACAAAUUCCAAUUAAUACAAGCAAUGCGCAUCUGGAGCUGGACCACUUCCGGAACGACAUCCGGAGAAAACAGGCACGUUGCGGCGCCCUACGAAAAGGUGAGGCAUUGCUACGACGAGGAGCGCCACCCCCACGGUUCACAAUCUGCAGACCUUUGCUACGUCGACCACCACGAUGCUGCUUUUAUACAGAUUCACGCAAAUCACCAGGAGUGCAGCCAUAGCCAACAGCACGAGGGCGAGCGCCAGCACAAUCGUCAACGACGCAACGGGCAACACCAACACAAUGGGGAACUAACUCCCAUGCCCAAGACGAAGGCAGGACAGAAGCACUGCGAAACAUUGGAGGGCGUGGAGCUGUCAUUCAACACGGAUCUCUUGCCUGCGCACAAGCUACUUCAAACUGGUUUUCUGGGAAUCACUUUAGUGGAGUCGCUGGCCGAUGUUAUGAGCGAGCUCUUUCUCGUCGCGAUCUGGGAGGAGUUGCAGGACUCAUUAUUUGCGUUCUUUUUGGACUCCGCACUGGUGGUCGUCGACGUGAUAAUCAGCACACUCGCUUAUCUUCUUCAAGAUGUAACGGGUCAAAUAACGGAGUGGCGCAAAGCAGCCGAAAUAUCGCUCCAGGUUUUUAUUGGUAACGCGCUCUUUCAUGCGUUCGAUGUUUUGCCGCGUACUGUGAUACCACAGGCGAUUCGAGAUGACCUAGCUGACAGCAACAACGCGGAGGUGAUCGAAUCCUUUAUUCUUAUUCCUCUCGCCGCCGCGCUUCAGAAGAAGGACCAUGCCGCCAAGUGGAAUCGUGGCAAUUAUGUGGCCAUCCGGCCGGAACAAAUUCUGGAACGAAGACGAACAGUAGAAUUCGAAAAAUUUGCGUCCCGGUGGAACAGGUUUGUUAUUGUUUCAACAGGACAAUCCGGUCCGCCCGGAUCAAAUCCGCGACCGCGAGCCACAGCAGAACGAGGAGAAGGGGACUUCCUAGAGAGGAGUUGCGGCCCUGCGGCAUCACGGGCGCUGACGUUGUCUGCGCAAAGAGCGCUUGCGCGGACAGUUGGAGAUACCUUUCUGCAAUUCGCUGACGCCAGCACGUUUUUACAAAACCUCAGGGUCGCCGACCCUGUCUUAGGAUGGUCAUGGGCGUUGGCGCGGCCAGUCGUGCGGAAAUUCGCGGAAGAAGCCGCCUUUCAACUUAUCGCCUUGGCGGAGGCAUUUUCAUUGCAAGUAGCCGCAAGCGCAACAGAAACAAUAUCAAUAGAUCGUCGCAUCGCCGUAUCAAAGCUCGAAAAUGAAAUCCGUGCCGGUUUGAGCGAAGCGGUCAAGAAGAAGGUGGAAGCGGUACUUAAGGAAGUUUUCGGCGACAAAUAUCUCGGGAAUAGUGGGGCGCAAAAAGAAACUGCCGCCGCCGUGCAGCUGGCAGUUUCUCUCCCGUUGCAACCUAAACUGCGCGGUGCGACGUCGUCGCUUAUUCAGGAGAGUGACAGCAGCGCGCUGGAGCGGGACCGAGCCGAGACUCAACACGGAGCAAAGCAAAUUGCUCAUAAUAUGGCGCACACGGUGCCUGAGCUCGAAGAUGAUCUGCUUCCGCCACUCGGCCUAGUCCAUGCCAACGGAACUGAAGCCGCAGAAACCGAUCUGGAGGAGGCUUUCAUCCAGGCGAGGAAGAAACCAGCGGCAUCGACACAUGACCAGGAGAAUGCCAGCAAGACGGUUGCUGAAAAAGCGCAAGCUUUUAUCAAGUGGUUCGAAGACGAGGUUAAGAAGCUCGUCAAUGGCGGCAAUGAGUUAGGAAGACAAGUCGAGAAAGGAGAGUUCUCGUUCUACUUCUGGCUAAAGGCGGCUGCGUUGAACAGCAUCAGCGCCAGCGGCUUCAAAAUUUACAGCGCACUGGACUUUCUGGAAGAUGUUGAUAAGCUUCUCCACAAGAGUACAGCCGGUGCGGUCGCGGUCGAAGUUGCGCGGAAGGUCGCAUUAUCACAGGACCCCAAAUUUGCACCGGCUGAAGUCGCCGCAAUCUUGAACGCCGUAAGCGGGACGAUGCACAGCAGUUCAUCGCUCAAAGAAGCGGUCAGCUUUUAUCCGCUUGUAGUGCAAAAAGAAAACCCGGAGCAGGAGUUGCUGCGGGGGCUCCGAGAUGCUGUCCCUGUCCUUCACAAAUUUUUUGCGAACCCUGGGAAAACGUUGCAACGAUUGAGGGAAACGUUGCAGCGCCUGGACUUGGAAAGCACAGCAAAAGCUGUCGUCGAAGCCAUUGUGAAUCGGGGGUUGGAGUAUGCCAGAAAGUUGCUUAAAGCUCUCCCCCUCUCGGGACAUUCGCAGUCACAUUCACAUUCGCAUUCACAUUCACACUCACAUUCACAUUCACAUUCACAUUCACAUUCGCAUUCGUCACAACACUCGUUCACGCAGACCGAACACGGAUUCACUCCGGCCCGACCAGCAACUGCGUUCGACCUUUUUCCCAAGGAGCAAUUUUUCGAGGACGCACGGAACGUGUACGUGGGUUCUUCCGAGCCUUCUUCGCCGACCGAAGCCCAUUCUACGCACGAAAAACAGGACGGAAAGGUGGACGAAUGGGCGGAGUAUGAGAAGACCUCGUCCUCCUCAAGCUCGAGCCCGAUCAUAAGGAAGUCGAGCCCGCAACACGACGAACAAUCAGGAUCCGGACUGUUUCUGUUCGGCGAGGAGGAGGACGAAGAGGCGGACAGCUUUUCAUCGUAAAGUACAGCAGCGCGACAACUUCACGGGGACGAUUUCCAUAACGACGAAGUUGCAGCAUUCUCGACCCCGACCGCCUCCUCCAGUUUUACUUCCUCGACGUCCUCUAGUUCCUCUACUUCCCGUAUUAACAACAUCAACACGAGCGUGGACCUGCCGAAAUCGGAAGAGAAGGAGCAGAAGUUGAAGGAGGAGGAAGAGGAAAAGUAGAAAAAGACAGGCGGGAGGGUGGACGAGCAGCAGCAAAUGAAGCAGGUGUACGAAGGAGGUGUCGAUGACGACGACAUCUAAUCAGACGGGAAGAUAGCAAGAUUCCCAUGCUGUUUCAUCGCGACGAUGAAUACAUGUAAAGCCCAGCCAAUGCAAGAUCGAGCCCGCACCAGCAUCCUGUUUCACUAUUCUCGCGCAAAAGCAACCUCCACAUGAAGGACCCCGACGACUCGGCCCCGCCCUGUUUUACUGUCCAGCACCCUGGUCAUACACAUGCGAUCGACUGUAGUACAAAACGCAUCCACGACACCGACAAAAUUGACGCCCACGAUAGGCAGAGGGAGACAGCAACAACAUCAAGCGACUAAACGACGAAACUUUGAUGAAGCUGCGGAUCUUUCUUUCAUCGACAGUGACAGAUGUCGAAGAAGCUGGAAGAGAAAGCUGAUACUGAAGACCGAAGAUGUUCUUGCAGCGUGGUUUGGUUUUUCGAAAAUGAAGAAUUUUUGAUCUGUCUCUUUUUUGUGGAUCUUGAGAAGUAGAAGUAUGAAGACGAUGCGUCUUUCUU